Messenger RNA from Gadus macrocephalus (Pacific cod), 4167 nucleotides. RefSeq names its product mucin-5AC. Gene Ontology annotation, molecular function: guanyl-nucleotide exchange factor activity; protein binding. Bases 253 to 3879 code for a protein of 1208 amino acids. The record is from RefSeq and is a predicted model, not a curated record. The transcript has 27 exons. NCBI's taxonomy places the organism in Eukaryota, Metazoa, Chordata, Actinopteri, Gadiformes, Gadidae.
UGUUAGGGCUCAGGACUGUUUAAAAGCAUCCUCCAAAGCUAUGGCCAGUUUACAUCUGAAGAAAAAUCCAAACACUACCAUCUUUCUCUCCACUGGAUUUACAAUGACUUUUCUGUUCAGUAACUGAAUGCAAAUUGUGCAGACAAGACUUGAUUUUACCAAUUGUUGAGUAAACAAGGAACAAAUGUGUGGCUGCCUUUUUUGGACGUACAUUGUUUUUGAGUGAUUACUGCAGUUCGAGUGGAGACAAGGAUGGCUGCUAAGCGGAACCCUCUGGGAACCCCUGGACCAGAGCAGAUUCUCCCCUCCGACCCCGCCCAGAGAAGAACUACAACAACUACAGGUGCAACUAACGAUGACUUCUUCCACACCCUGGCCAGCGCCCAGGGUCAGCGCCUGGACGACCAGCGAGUUACGCUUGCCACGCUGCCCGGCUUCAGCCGCCAGACACCUGCCUCAAAUAAUCAGAGGUGCUCAACACCUCACAUCAUUCUGACCGAGAGCACUCCAGACACCGCCAGGAGAGAGCUGUCUGCAUCAGGCGACCCUGUACAGAGUAACACACCUCAACACUGUCCCGCCCAGGUGGCCACUGACGUGGAUCAGGAUACAAGCAGGACUGGGAUGAGCCAAGGGCAGCGGGGAGGCGUUGAUCCCAGUAAGAGCCCAUCUCCACGAGCCAAACAAGCAGAGGGAAAGCCAAGCACAACUAUUCCACCUACAGGGCCUGAUUCAGACAAGUUGUUCAACCUACUGGCUAAUACUCAGGCCCAACGGCUGGACGACCAGCGGGCAACUCUUCCUUCACUACCCGCGACAGAGGAUGAAAAGCCCACAACGUCUGGAGCCGCAGGCGAAUCAAGUUACCUAUGCUACAUGGUCUCCAAAGUGCAAGGUUCCAGGAUGGAAGAGCAGAGAUGCUCCCUACCCCAGAUUCAGACCCUGGAUACAGCAGCACCAACUCGGUCAGCCUCCUUCAGCCCUGGCUCAGACCUGGAGAGAGCCAAGACCAAGGACCCAGAGAGUCAGGAGCCCAUGGUGGAGGUGGACCAGGACAAGUUCCUCCGCAUGAUGAGCCAUGCCUCACAUGGGAGGAUGGAGGAGCAGCGCUGUGUGUUGAACCCCAGCAAGAGCGCCAAUUCUACCCCAAGACACACCGGAACCAAGGCCCCCAAAAGCACUGUACCCACAGGGCCUGAUUCCGAAAGAUUUUUCAGUCUCUUGUCCAACACUCAAGGCAGAAGACUGGACGACCAGCGAGUGACUCUUCCGUCUCUACCCGGGAUACGAAACGGAGGAACCACGUCGUCCGCUGAAGCAACUGGUUCCAGCCAAAUGUUGUACAUGGUCUCCAAAGUCCAGGGUUCCAGGAUGGACGAACAGAGAUGUUCUGCGCCAAACAUCUUCCAAAAUACAGGCAACCGAUCUGGCCAGCAGAGUUCUCUCGGCUCCAAUCUGACUGACUGCAAAGAUAAACCUCCCAAGAGGUCGGCCUCUUUUAGCCCUAUCCCAGAUGCCAAACAGACAACAGCUGAUCAAGACAGCUUCUUUGCCAUGAUGAAUCAUGUCCAUCGUGAACGCAUGGACGACCAGCGAUGUUCUUUGACACCUAGCAGUAGCACACAAAAUGUGACAAGAGACCGCCCGGCAAGUCCUGCCCUCAAAGGUACAAGCCCAGAUGCCCAACAGGCAACAGCUGAGCAAGACAGCUUCUUUGCCAUGAUGAAUCAUGUCCAUCGUGAACGCAUGGAUGACCAGCGAUGUACUUUGACGCCGAGCAGUAGCAUACAGAAUUUGUCCAGAGACAGCCCGGCAAGUCCUGUCCUCAAAGGUCAGAGCCCAGAUGCCCAAAAGGCAACAGCUGAGCAAGAAAGCUUCUUUGCCAUGAUGAAUCAUGUCCAUCGUGAACGCCUGGACGACCAGCGAUGUUCUUUGACGCCUAGCAGUAGCACACAGAAUUUGGCCAGAGACCACCCGGCAAGUCCUGCCCUUCAACAGAAAGGUUCUGCGCCAAACGUCGUCCAAAAUAAAAGCAACCCAUCUGGCCAGCAGAGUUCUCUUGGCUCCAAUCUGACUGACUGCAAAGAUAGACCUCGCGAGAGGUCGGCCUCUUGUACCCCUAUCCCAGAUGCCCAACAGACAUCAGCUGACCAAGACGGCUUCUUUGCCAUGAUGAAUCAUGUCCAUCGUGAACGCAUGGACGACCAGCGAUGUUCUUUGACGCCUAGCAGUAGCACACAGAAUUUGGCCAGAGACCGCCCUGCAAGUCCUGCUCUCAAAGGUACAGGCCCAGAUACCCAACAGACACCAGCUGAGCAAGACAGCUUCUUUGCCAUGAUGAAUCAUGUCCAUCGUGAACGCAUGGACGACCAGCGAUGUUCUUUGACGCCUAGCAGUAGCACACAGAAUUUGGCCAGAGACCGCCCGGCAAGUCCUGUCCUCAAAGGUACAGGCCCAGAUGCCCAACAGGCAACAGCUGAGCAAGACAGCUUCUUUGCCAUGAUGAAUCAUGUCCAUCGUGAACGCCUGGACGACCAGCGAUGUUCUUUGACGCCUAGCAGUAGCACACAAAAUUUGGCCGGAGACCGCCCGGCAAGUCCUGCCCUUCAACAGAAAGGUUCUGCGCCAAACGUCGCUCAAAAUAAAAGCAACCCAUCUGGCCAGAAGAGUUCUCUUGGCUCCAAUCUGACUGACUGCAAAGAUAGACCUCGCGAGAGGUCGGCCUCUUGUACCCCUAUCCCAGAUGCCCAACAGACAUCAGCUGACCAAGACAGCUUCUUUGCCAUGAUGAAUCAUGUCCAUCGCGAACGCAUGGACGACCAGCGAUGUUCUUUGACGCCUAGCAGUAGCACACAAAAUUUGGCCAGAGACCGCCCUGCAAGUCCUGCUCUCAAAGGUACAAGCCCAGAUACCCAACAGGCAACAGCUGAGCAAGACAGCUUCUUUGCCAUGAUGAAUCAUGUCCAUCGUGAACGCAUGGAUGACCAGCGAUGUACUUUAACGCCUAGCAGUAGCACACAAAAUUUGCCAAAAGACUGCCCCGCAAGUCCUGCCCUCACAGAUACAGACACAGACAUGCUCUUUAAAAGCCUUGCCCGCAGUCAAGGCCGGAGGCUGGACGAUCAGCGCAUUACGCUUCCCUCCUUGCCAGGGAUCGGCGGAUCGUCAAAGCCGAAAGGCAGUGGCACGGCAAGAGCUGAAGGCCAGGGUCCUCCACCCCAAAUUCUUCUGAGUGAGGGGACACCGGUGACAUUACGUAAGGCCCUUUCCAGGCCUGCUUCUCCAUCCAGACGAACUGAGUCAUGUUAUGACCUAUCUGCCUCUUUCAGCCCAGGCUCAGAAUGUCAGAAGAUAAAUUCGCCGGGAAAAGUUACAGUUACGGUAUCCAUGAGCUUCACACAACAACCGGGCAACGAGAACAGCGACCUACCGUGUGAGUUCCCGGAGGUCUUCCUCACUCUUGGAGCCCCAGGAGAUAAGAUCGUUGUACCCUUGAGCCCACGUCCUGGCAGACCCCUUUCCCUCAACCUCAACUUGGUUCCAAAGGAGACCAGUGAGCCCAGACUCGCCCCCCCAAACCAUGCAAGCCGCUCAAGACCAUCUUCCCCUCACCCAGGGGUCUCCCAUAAGCACCAACCUCAGGCCACCGGCUCUCAUCAGAAUGAACAGAGGAAGCCAAUCAACACCAUCAGCCCAGAUGAUGACUAUUUCUCCCUCAUUGAGAGGGUCCACGCCGCCCAUCUACAGAUUGGGCUAGGACAGGGAGGGGUUAAAGGAAAAGGGGAAGCCGCUCAGGGGAAAAGGAAGGUGGAGCAAGGAAAAGGCAGUGAUAAAGGAAACGGGAGAAAAGAUAAGAAGGAUUGUGGCAGGAAGAGGUGAUUCACUUUCAAUGGCCACCAGUAAAAGGAAGGUCAACAGCGGAGAAAGGCUCUUGUAGUUUUUUUGGCUUUCGAAUUAUCCUUUAUUUGUAAUUGUUGUAAUUUGUAAUUGAAGUAGUUGUGUUAAGUAUGCAAACAAAGACUGAUUUUUUUCCAUGCUUAGAAAUGUAUUUUGUGAUUUUGCUCAUUGUGUAAGAUUUGGUAUUUUUGUCUUCUAUAAAUUGUAUAAACUGAACUUAAACCCUAUUACCAAUAUAAUGAAACAAAAAUAAAUAGAUAUUGCAUCUGC